AUGAAUGAAGAGGAAGAACAUAAUCAUGCUCAAAAAAUACCAGUUACUAUGGAUGUCUCGAAUCUAAACCCAGAUUGGUUCUAUGUAGAGAGUCUGGAAUCUGGACUAAUUGACGUGCAGAAUGACUAUUCUGUCGAUGAAAUUGUAGAUGGCGAUAAUGUUCUUUGGGAGUCUGAAGAUGACUGGAGGUGUACUCACGCAUUCAUAGAGUCAAGCUCAAAGAGGACUUUCCUGGUGUUUGGUUUUGAAAGGGGAAAAGGCUCGCACUCUCGAGCUUUCUUGAAGGAAAAUGGAGACUGGAAUGAAAUUCCCAUGCUUUUUGCCGGCUCAGUUUCUUUAGAAGUAGAAAAUGAACGUCUCCAAGAGCAGGGUAUUGUCCAGAACAUUUACAAUGCAUAA
Messenger RNA from Theileria equi strain WA, 399 nucleotides. RefSeq lists its product as hypothetical. NCBI's taxonomy places the organism in Eukaryota, Apicomplexa, Aconoidasida, Piroplasmida, Theileriidae. The record is from RefSeq and is a predicted model, not a curated record. The transcript has a single exon. The coding region runs from base 1 to 399 and encodes 132 amino acids.